Haemorhous mexicanus (house finch) is the source of this 3058-nucleotide messenger RNA. RefSeq names its product angiopoietin 1 (gene ANGPT1). Gene Ontology annotation, biological process: Tie signaling pathway; angiogenesis. Gene Ontology annotation, molecular function: receptor tyrosine kinase binding. The coding region runs from base 462 to 1958 and encodes 498 amino acids. The transcript is spliced from 9 exons. The record is from RefSeq and is a predicted model, not a curated record. Lineage: Eukaryota; Metazoa; Chordata; Aves; Passeriformes; Fringillidae.
GCCAUCAGCCAUCCUUAGCAUAGGGGCGCACUCAUACACGCAUUCCUGUCAAGUCAUCUUGUGAAAGGCUGCUUGCUUCCAGCUUGGCUUGAAAGUGCAACCUUAAUAAAACUCACUGAAGCCUGAGAGAAAAUAGCAGUUCUGCAGCAGAUAGUGUAGGGGAAAGAGACUGGGAUAUGCAUAUGCAGCUGACUAAAGCAGGCUACAUGCUGGACUGUAACAGAGAGGAAACAAUAAAUCUUAGCUACUAUGCAAUAAAUAUUCCCAAUUUUAACUAAAGAAGCUAUCCUCACAGUGAAAUUUUAAAAAAAAAAAAACAACAAAACAGUUUAUCCAAGCUUGAUUGUUAAAGUGUGCUGCUCCGCUCCUUUUUCCAAAGACUUUGAGGGAAAUUAAGAACAAAUUUAAAGAAAGAGGAAGAAAAAGUUUUUCUUAAAGCAGGAAAGGAAAGUAAUAAUAACAUGUCAGUUUUCUUUUCCUUUGCUUUCCUGGCAGUGAUUCUUGCUCUUGUAGGCUGUACUAACCAGCGUCGAGGUCCAGAAGGCAGUGGGAGAAGAUUUAACCGGGUUCAGCACGGGCAGUGCACCUACACUUUCAUUCUGCCAGAACAGGACGGCAACUGUCGUGAAAGCACAACAGACCAGUACAACACAAAUGCUCUUCAGAGAGAUGCUCCUCACGUGGAACAGGAUUUCUCUUCCCAGAAACUGCAACAUCUGGAACAUGUGAUGGAAAAUUACACUCAGUGGCUGCAAAAACUUGAGAACUACAUUGUGGAAAACAUGAAAUCAGAGAUGGUGCAGCUGCAGCAGAAUGCUGUGCAGAACCACACUGCUACCAUGCUCGAGAUAGGGACCAGCCUCCUCAGCCAGACAGCAGAGCAGACAAGAAAACUCACGGAUGUUGAAACCCAGGUGCUAAAUCAAACAUCCAGACUUGAAAUACAGCUACUGGAAAAUUCCCUGUCAACAUACAAGCUAGAAAAACAGCUGCUGCAACAGACACACGAAAUCCUUAAAAUUCAUGAGAAAAAUAGUUUACUUGAGCACAGAAUUCUAGAAAUGGAAGAAAGGCACAAAGAGGAGCUGGCCACUUUGAAGGAGGAAAAAGAGAACCUACAAAGCUUAGUCACCCGACAAAGCUACAUAAUCCAGGAACUAGAGAAGCAGUUAAACAAGGCAACAAGCAAUAACAGUGUCCUGCAGAAACAGCAGCUUGAAUUGAUGGACACAGUUCACACCCUGAUCACCCUCUGCUCCAAGGAAGGAGUUUUACUAAAGAAUGCAAAAAAGGAAGAAGAAAAGCCAUUCAGAGAUUGUGCAGAUGUAUACCAGUCUGGUGUUAACAAAAGCGGGGUCUACACUAUUUAUAUUAACAAUGUGUCAGAUCCUAAAAAGGUCUUUUGUAAUAUGGAGAUUGCUGGAGGAGGAUGGACAGUUAUACAACACCGAGAAGAUGGAAGUCUGGAUUUUCAGAAAAGCUGGAAAGAAUACAAAAUGGGUUUUGGUAGCCCAUCAGGUGAACAUUGGCUGGGAAAUGAAUUUAUCUUUGCAAUAACAAGUCAGAGGCAAUAUUCCCUAAGAAUUGAAUUAAUGGACUGGGAAGGAAACCGGGCAUAUUCACAAUAUGACAGAUUUCACAUAGGAAAUGAAAAACAGAAUUACAGGCUUUAUUUAAAAGGUCACAGUGGAACUGCUGGAAAACAGAGUAGUCUGAUCUUGCAUGGGGCUGAAUUCAGUACAAAAGAUGCUGACAAUGACAACUGCAUGUGUAAAUGUGCUCUCAUGUUGACUGGAGGGUGGUGGUUUGAUGCCUGUGGCCCCUCCAAUCUCAAUGGGAUGUUCUACACAGCUGGACAGAACCACGGGAAGCUCAAUGGCAUCAAGUGGCAUUACUUCAAAGGCCCCAGCUACUCCUUGCGCUCCACCACCAUGAUGGUCCGGCCUUUGGACUUCUGAAGGAAUUCCUCAUGGAGUCCCAGGAGGAGCCAGCCUGGCACCGCCCUCUGCAGCAGCACUGGCACAGUCUGGAGGGAAAAGGCAAAGGGCUUCUGAAAGCAGCCAGUGGGGAUGAUUCAAAGUGGCUUCGCUGUCUCUCCAUAACCUGCAAACACUUCCCAACAGUCACCCCACAUUUUGGUUACUGCGGGGAGCUUGGUUUAGAAGAAAGUGGCUGAAAUGAUUUUCCAAAGAACUGGAUUUAGCUAUUCUGCACAAACUUGGUGCUUGCCAGUGGAUGUCUUUUUUCUUUUUUUCUUUUUUUUUUUUUUCCUUUAAAUUCAGCAUCAGAAUUGGAAGAACUGGAACAUAUCAACCAUGUUCUAUUGAGUAGAAUGUUAUUCAGCAGUGAAAUACCAACAUUAUACCCAUGAAAAAGGAUUACAGAGACAUUUGUAUUAAAACUUUCUUUCAAGCAUCCAAGGUGACCACUCCAAAUAUUGUUUUUCUUAAUGAACUGAAUUUGAAUAGUGGAUGGAUUUAUGUGAACCCCAGAGUCAAAUAAUUUGUGCAAAUAAAAUUUUUCAUUAAAUACUUUAAGGACAGGUUUCUAAUAAACUGCGUCAAACAUAUGAAUAAUGAUAAGGAUAAUAAGCAUAAAUUCCUCGGUUGCUCUGUAGAGGUAAAUCAGGUAAUUGGCAUAAUUCCUGAGCUAGGAUUUAUAGUGUGAUAACAAAAGUAGCUGUGUUUUAGGUUUUUCCUUUCUUUCAUUAAAAGCAGUCUGAAUGUCAUGUAGAAUAAUUAAUGGAAGGUUUAAAGAAUGCGAAAUAUUAUCCAAGAAAAAAUACAGGAUUUUGCAUGGAAUUUUUCCAUCAAAAAAACAUAGGAAGGCAAACUCUUAGAGUAUAAAAAGUUACAUAAAUGCAUAGCUUAAGGCAAUGGAUUAAUUUUACAGUAUCCUUGCAUGUGCGCAAUUUAUCCUGAAUUAUUUUACUUUUUUAUUACAUUUUUGUGAAUAUCAGAAGCAUGCCAGUUCUACACAGUGCUUAGGCUGCAACUAUAAAAAAUACUCAUCUGAACUGUAUAAAAAAAUAAAGAAUUGUGAACUUGUAAAUAUCAUA